AUGGAACCAAACGACAAGAUCGUCGAAGUUCCAGCUUUGUCUACUCUGAUUAAUUUGCUGCCUACAGACCCCACGUUAAUUGCUAUCCUUUCUCCCAUGCAGCAAACUAUGGUUGAGAAUAAGCAUUUAAUCUUAGACUUAACAGCAUCACGCUCCAGUCGCACAACAUUCAGCUUCAGAAGAAGCAAAUCCACCAGCCUCAGAGGAGGCACAACAUGCAGCUUCAGAGGAAGCACAACAAUCGUCCAACAGGGACAGUGAUGCCCAAGUACGAAAUAGUGAGGAUGGUCUUAGCCUCUUCAGAGAAAAUGGUUUAGAAGAGGAAAGUGAUAGAUUUUUAGACCUGAUAGAUGACUCCCUUAGAUCAACCCUCUUAUGGUUUUGGGCCUCCUAUCUCAGAGACAGUAGCCAAAAUUGUGAACGAAAAAUUCAACAAAGAUUUGGGUAUAGAUAA
Paramuricea clavata is the source of this 454-nucleotide messenger RNA. Lineage: Eukaryota; Metazoa; Cnidaria; Anthozoa; Malacalcyonacea; Plexauridae. The record is from the annotation of a GenBank genome assembly.